GAGAGAGAGAAUGUACGUAACAAGGCCUCGAUCUCUGUUGAAAAGGGAUCCUGAAGCUCUUUCGCAUCCACCAGAGGGACCAAAUUUAGGGUACUUGGUUCUCCAAGAUAAAGAAGCUGAGUCAUACCGUUGUUUUGGUUUGUGGAAGAAGGGUAUAAGUAAUCUGCCAUUCCCACAGAACAGGAACUUGACUGUUUCUUACACAGUGCAUGCUGGAGAUGCCACCAUAGUUUUACGAGAUGCAGUCAUGUUUAUUCUUGUUCUUAAUCAGCCUUUGUCUUCCAAUCUCUAUUAUGUCAUACGAAGGAAAGGGAAGCAUCAAGGUAAAGCAAGCACAUGUUCUAAGGAAGAAGACAUGGGCACAUGUUUCUGCUGUAAUUACAUCAAAGACUUCAAACCAAGACCCCUAAAUCCUUCUGAUGAAUAUCAACAAUUUGAGAUAUUGAAAACGCGUUGUGGAUUCCGAGCCAAGUCUAGUGCGCCAGAUGGGUCCCCUCCUCUCUUCUUGAGGAGAAGAGGUUGGUGUCUCUGCACCAGCACACCCCGCCAUUAUCGUUUGAGUGAAGCUCUCGGCAUCAACCCUGGCUUGCGAGCCAAGUUACCGCCUUUCACCUUCUCAUCAUCAUCAUGUGAUCGCUCUGAGCCGGUGGUCGUCGGAAAAUGGUAUUGUCCUUUCAUGUUUGUGAAAGAAGAAGGAGUGAGUGUGAAGGAGCAGAUGAAGAGGUCAGUUUUCUAUGAAAUGACACUUGAAAGAAGGUGGGACAGAGUUUUCUCUAAGGAGAACAGUGCAAACAGUAAUGAAGUGUUUGUCGAUGUUGUGGUGAAAACUGAAGUCGCAGGUCUGGGGGAUGGGAGAGAAACUGUUUGGGAAGAAGGGAAAUUUGGUGAAGAGUUUGUGAUGUGGUUUUGGAAUUUGGAGGGAGGAGAGAGAAAAGUCGGGUUUAGCAUGGCUACUAUGAAGAGAAUGAGAUGGGAACAAGAGAGGGCUGAUUGGGUGGGAAAGAAUGGGAAGAAGCAAGUGAGGUUUGAAAGAAUGGAGAAUUUUGAAGGAAAGAGUAAUGAGUGGGAAAAUUUUGAGUUUUAUGUGAUGGCGGAAAGUUUUGUGUUGAGGAGAAUGGAUGGAAGCUUGGUGCUAACUUAUGAUUUUAGGCACACAAAUCAUUUUCUGUGUAAGUGGAAGUGAUUAUUUGUUAUUUCCAAAUGCUCUUUUGCGGUGUUCUUUAAUUUGGUUUAUAUAAAAUGUUGUUUGUUGUUACAACUUUGUAAUACUGUAUUAUUUUUUAUUUUUCUAUUUAACAUCAU
Messenger RNA from Neltuma alba, 1302 nucleotides. RefSeq lists its product as uncharacterized. The transcript is spliced from 2 exons. The record is from RefSeq and is a predicted model, not a curated record. Lineage: Eukaryota; Viridiplantae; Streptophyta; Magnoliopsida; Fabales; Fabaceae. Bases 11 to 1183 code for a protein of 390 amino acids.